Molecule: messenger RNA, 3047 nt
Organism: Rotaria sp. Silwood2
Lineage: Eukaryota; Metazoa; Rotifera; Eurotatoria; Philodinida; Philodinidae
Source: the annotation of a GenBank genome assembly
AUGCCUGUUAGAGAUACGGCUGAGCGAUUAGCUAUUCGUGACUCCAAUCCCGUGAAACCUUCAUCAAAAACUCUCGUGUCAAAGUAUUCUCCCCAGUAUAAGAUUGAUCGUGACUAUGAUAGUGAUCCAUUCGAUGAUACUAUUAUUAGCCCAUCGAAGAGUGAUUUUCUCGACAUUUCUGAUUAUCAGCACCAGGCACUCAGUAUAUUGGCAAAAGAGAGAUCUUUCACACUUCCUGAACCAGCUGAUCCGAGUGCAUUCGAUGAUGCUUUUAUUCAAAAACGACAUCAAGUUAUUCAAAAUCAGAUAUAUCGAAAACUCAUUGAUCAAUGGGCAAAUAUGACCACCGUUCAGCAAUUAGUCGCAGCGAUAAAUUUUUAUACUCGAAACAAAUCUCUCGUUGAUCGUAUUUGGUUUGUGUUCUAUUGGAUUGUAAACAAUAUUGCCUAUGAUCCUGUAUCCUUGAUUCCUGGCAGGCGUGCUCAGCAAUCAGCUGAAAGAGUAUUUCGAACACGCAAAGGUGUUUGCGCUGGCUAUUCGAAUCUACUCCAACAUUUGUGUACUCAGCUUGGUAUUAAAUGCGUAUAUAUUGGUGGUUUCACAAAAGACGAAAUAAUGAAUAAUCAAGAAACGCCACUUAUUCGUACUAAUCAUGCAUGGAAUGCUGUUGAAAUCAGUCAUCAUUGGUAUUUACUGGAACCAACAUGGGCAGCUGGAUAUUUAACUGAGAAGAAUACCAAAUUCGAACGUCGUCUUGAUUUUUCCUAUUUUCUUGCUCGCCCAGAUCAAUUCAUCUAUAGUCAUUUACCGAAAGAUUCAAAGUGGCAAUUUUUAAAACAUUCAAUAUCAAUGCUACAACAUACACAUUUGCCGCUGAUUUAUCCAGCUUACUUUAGUCUCGGACUCGAGUUGAUUAGUCCUUGUAUAUCAAAUAACAUGAAAUUUGUUCCUGGCAAACCUUUUGGUGUAAUCAUCAUACGUGCUCCAUCAGACAUUGAGAUCUAUGUUUUUGUUAUGUUAAAUGAUGAAGAAGUGAUUGAUGGAUAUGAAAUACGUCAUUCUAAAAACAGAGAUUUCCGUUAUAUUUAUAUAGCUCCGGCUCAUACUGGCAUGUAUACUGUAACUAUUUACGGAUAUCAUCCACUCAAUAAUGAAGGUGCUCGUGUGAUAAAGGUCAAAUUUAAUGUAACGCAUUUACGUAGUCGCUUAGUUAAGUUUGCAAAAAAAUGGCACACAUUCUACGAACAUGGCUUCGAAGUCCUCUAUCCGAGAAAUACUGGUACUAUUCAGUUAAAAUCUCCAAAUGAAAAUCAUUGUCAAAUUUUAAUUCGAACAUCUGCUCAUACUCAAUUAAAUGGUCAAUUGAGAAACCAUGCAGGCAAGAAAAUAAACGGUGGCGAACGGAUCUACUACGAUCAAGGAAGAGAUGUUUGGCGUUGUAAGUUUGCUCCAGAUCAGAAUGGUUGUUUCGAAGCUCAUAUUUUAGCGAGACACAAGUCAGAGUCAGACAAUAGUGUCUUCAAACCAGCUAUCACUUUUCAACUACAAGUAGAUCGUUUAAAAAACCCUAUUUCGUAUCCAAAACUUUAUUAACAUUUUUUUGAUUUGAACCUUUGUCUUCUAUCUCCAACUUCACAAAACCAAUUGAGUUUUAAAGAAAAUUCAGGCAUCGCCCAAAUGAAUAUUCAUUCACCUGCUAAUGUACAACUUAAUUGUCGCAUGGAAUAUGCAGGCCAGAAAGUCAAAAAUGGUUCAUUCUCACAGUUCAAUACUGAUAGACAGCAAUGGGAAAUUUUGUUUGCGACUCACUAUAUAGGCCUUCAUCAACUCUUGAUCUCGGCUCAGCUCAAUGACAGUCCUUUUGAGCCAGUCGCUCAAUUUUCUCUCAAUACAGAUUGUCUUCUUUCUCGACCAACAAAGUUUCCUGUUGUUUCUUCACGCUUUCAUAUUGCAAAAUGCUAUAUAUAUGGACCAAUGGUGGAUGAACUCGAAGCCGGUACUAGUGUACAUUUUCGUUACUACUUGCCAGGAGCUAAGCGUGGUUUUGUCAAAAUUGACGAAAAUCAAGAAAAAUCGUUUUCAUUGAUUGGGUUUCUAUUGGAGCAGACUCUGAUAGUGAACGGUCAUAAAGUGACCAUUUUUGCACAGUUUGACGAAACAUACGAAGAACUUGUCAGGUAUCUGGUUAAAUGAAAUGAAAACUUUACACAUGUAUCUAUUCUUUCAGAAUAUAAAACAAAAACUAAUGAUAGUUUUUCGCAUGUUUUCUUUAAAAUAAAGCAAAUCUGAUGUGUUUCGAAAUAAGCUAUAUCUUAGUAUUGAGGGUGUGGGGGUGAGUAGGUGUGUGAGUGUGGGUGUAUGUACGAAUUCACAGAAUAGACAUCCACACCUUCCGUAGGUCCAUCAGAUUCCAACACUAUGGAACAGAAUGGAGGUCUGAGACCCCGAAUCGUAUAGGGAUGCAUCUGCUUUAUAGAAAGGGAUGGAAAAAUCUGAUUAGAUUAUGUUGUGGGAAUGAUUCUACUGGGAACAUUAUUUUCAUUAAAUAAAGAAAAUAACUAUUGCAUUUUAGGGUCAAACAUUCUCUAUAAAAAUAAAAAGAAAUCAAUUAAUGACAUAUUUUAUCAUUCCGUUUAUUUCAAUAUACAUAUCGAUUUGUGCGAUUUUCCUUUGGCAAUGUAUUCUAUUUAUUGACAUUUAUUUGAUUAAUCUUAAUCCAAUAAAUAUAUCAAAAAUCUUUUGUUGAUGUCAUCAGCAAUCCACAUCACAUUAUCAGAAGAUAUUUCUAUAAAGAUUUUUGAAAGAUACUCGAUAAUAUUGAAAAUUAUUCAUUUUAUACAUAUAAUUUCGGGUUCGAAGCUAAUUUAUGAAAAUUUCUAUUUCUGGGGACAAUGUGAAAAAAGUUCUCUUGUUCUCUAGUCAUUAUUUUGAUCAUUUGUUCUAUCUAUCUAUCGAAAAAAAAAUCAAGUAGGGUGUGGGUGUGGGUGUGGGCGGGGGGGUGAGGGUGGGUGGGGGUGGGGGUGGCGGUGGGCGUGCGCCGGUCCCCG